This is a messenger RNA of Rhipicephalus sanguineus (brown dog tick), 669 nucleotides long. Its product is annotated as ctenidin-1-like. NCBI's taxonomy places the organism in Eukaryota, Metazoa, Arthropoda, Arachnida, Ixodida, Ixodidae. The transcript has 3 exons. The coding region runs from base 1 to 669 and encodes 222 amino acids. The record is from RefSeq and is a predicted model, not a curated record.
AUGCAUCCAUCGCGACGUUCUUUGCAGACCUUCCUGCUCCUAGUGGUAGCACUCCUCGUGUCAUUCGUCAACGCGGGCUACCACUACGGAGGCUACGGUGGAGGAGGCUACGGCGGGGGAGGCUACGGUGGAGGAGGUUACGGUGGUGGCGGAUACGGUCACGGCCAUGGCGGAUACAAAAAAGUGAUCGUCCUUCACAGUCACGGCGGACACGGCGGAUACGGCGGUGGUGGCUACGGUGGCGGCGGUUAUGGUGGUGGAUACGGGGGAGGUUACGGAGGGCAUGUGCGAGAGUAUUUUAGAUGUGCUGUGAGCCGCCGCAAGAUCAUGGAUCUCCACUGUUCAGAGCUCACUAAGACCAACCACAAUGUUGCAAUGAUGGUCGUAUUAAUGCUCGCUACAAGUCACACCAGCGCCGGCUACCGCUACAAACUGCACGGUGGAGGUGUUCCUAUAUGCGGUGGUUUCGGUUCUUGGAAACACGGCUUCGGCGGUGUUGGAUACGGAGGUCAUGGCUACGGAAAGAAGAUUAAGUUUAUUAGCCACUUCCACGGGAAAAUGGUCGGUAAAGGCUACGCCGGUGGAUAUAGAAUCGGACCUGGUGGCAUAUACGGACACGGUUCCCAUGGUGGCUACAGUGUUGGAUACGGUGGCCCUGGUUGGUGGUGA